Molecule: messenger RNA, 862 nt
Organism: Aplosporella prunicola CBS 121167
Lineage: Eukaryota; Fungi; Ascomycota; Dothideomycetes; Botryosphaeriales; Aplosporellaceae
Exons: 2
Coding region: 1-660 (219 amino acids)
Molecular function (GO): acyltransferase activity, transferring groups other than amino-acyl groups
Source: RefSeq, a predicted model, not a curated record
AUGCCCCUCCGCGUCCUCCCCGUCACAGACCCCCAUGCAGAUAUGCCCCGCCUCCUGGUCAUCCAAUUCGCGGCUUUUGCGGCGCAGCCCUCGCACGCGUGGCUGUACCCCGACAACUCGCUUGCGGUGGCUGUGGCGCGCGCGCUGCACGAGUUGCAAGAGGAGCCGGCGCUGAGGGUCGUCAAGUGCGUUGAGCUUGCUGGGGACGAAGUCGACAGCCAAGCGGGCGGGGCUGGUGAGCGCAUUGUCGGGUUCGCGAAAUGGACUUUCUACGAAAGAGAGCGCGGGGAAGAAGAGUGGAAGCGGAGAGAAGACGUGCCGUUUGCGGACGAAGACGCCAGGCGCCGCGCCCUGCUCGUCGUGGAGCCACUGUGCGCCUUGCGCGAAAGGCUGUGGGCGGGCCGGCCGCACUGCCUGUGCGCCAUCCUGGCCGUGGACCCGGCGUACCAGCGCCGCGGCGCCGGGACACUGCUCUUAAGGUGGGGGCUGGAAGAGGCGAGGAAGAGGGGCUUACCCGCGUAUUUGGAGGCUACGGAAGAGGGUAAGGAGCUGUAUCUUAAGGAGGGCUUUAGGGAUGUGGGUGAUGCGUUGGUUGUGAGGAAGGAGGACUGGGAGGGGGAUCGCGAUAUGGUGUUUCCUGGGCUGGUGUGGGAGGCGUAGCUGGGUUAGUGUGUGUGGGUGAGGAGGCGCUUGUGGGUGCGAGGGUGUGAGUGUUUGGGAGAGGGUGUAAGAAGAUGUGCUGGUGCUUGUGUGUUGUUAAGAGUGUUCUGUUUUAUGGGGUUUGCUUGGGAAUAAUCAGUGAAGCUAGGGUUAUAACUGAGGGCAGAUUAAUUUAACUCGGAUAAAUAUGAGAAUAGAUAGG